CUGCCCCGCCUGCGGCCUCGGCCCUGCGCCGCUCGUCCGCCUCGCGCUCUCCGCCGCGCGCGGGGAGCUCACGGCCCGGGCCAUGCCGAGCCGCCGCGUCGCCAGAACGACCGCCGCGUCGGAGCUGGGGGGCCUGGGGUCCACUGACCUCUCCUCGCUGUCUCUCGCCGUUCACAGGAGCUCAGAUGAACUGGAAAUCAUUGACGAGUACAUCAAGGAGAACGGCUUCGGCCUGGAGGGGGCGUCGCACGGCCUGGUCGAGGGGUCGAUCCGCAUGGUGUCCCGGGGGUCCACCACGCUUAGCACCGUCACCCUGGGUGCCCCGGUCCCUCCAGCCACCCCGCCGCCCCCACCACCGCCCUGGGGCUGCCAGCUCGGCCGGCUGCUGCCCCCCACGCCGGGCCCGGGCCCGCGGCCACACCUGGUCAUCACCGAGCAGCCGAAGCAGCGCGGCAUGCGCUUCCGCUACGAGUGCGAGGGUCGCUCGGCCGGCAGUAUCCUGGGGGAGAGCAGCACGGAGGCCAGCAAGACCCUGCCGGCCAUCGAGCUCCGUGACUGUGCAGGGCUGCGCGAGGUGGAGGUGACGGCGUGCCUGGUGUGGAAGGACUGGCCGCACCGGGUGCACCCCCACAGCCUGGUGGGCAAGGACUGCACAGAUGGUGUCUGCAGGGUGCGCCUCCGGCCUCACGUCAGCCCCCGGCACAGCUUUAACAACCUGGGCAUCCAGUGUGUGAGGAAGAAGGAGAUCGAGGCCGCCAUCGAACGCAAGAUUCAGCUGGGCAUCGAUCCCUACAAUGCUGGGUCCCUGAAGAACCACCAGGAGGUGGACAUGAACGUGGUGAGGAUCUGCUUCCAGGCCUCGUAUCGGGACCAGCAGGGGCAGUUACGCCACAUGGAACCAGUGCUGUCAGAGCCCGUGUAUGACAAGAAGUCCACCAACACAUCAGAGCUGCGCAUCUGCCGGAUCAACAAGGAGAGCGGGCCUUGCACGGGCGGCGAGGAGCUGUACCUGCUGUGCGACAAGGUGCAGAAAGAGGACAUCUCGGUGGUGUUCAGCACAGCCUCCUGGGAAGGCCGCGCCGACUUCUCUCAGGCCGACGUGCACCGCCAGAUCGCCAUCGUGUUCAAAACCCCACCCUACGAGGACCUGGAGAUCGCCGAGCCUGUGACCGUGAAUGUCUUCCUGCAGCGGCUCACUGACGGCGUGUGCAGUGAGCCGCUGCCCUUCACCUACCUGCCCCGUGACCAUGACAGCUACGGCGUGGACAAGAAGCGGAAGCGGGGCAUGCCGGAUGUCCUCGGCGAGCUCAGCAGCUCUGACCCCCAUGGCAUUGAGAGCAAACGGAGGAAGAAGAAGCCAGCCUUCCUGGACCAGUUCCUGACUGGCCAUGGCUCAGGCACAUUCCUUUCGCCCUCGGCCCUGUGUCUACCGGACACAGACUUCUUCCCUGGCACUGUGUCCCUACCCGGCAUGGAGCCCCCCGGGGGGCCUGACCUCCUGGAUGACGGCUUUGCCUACGACCCCGGGGCCCCCUCGCUUUUUACCAUGUUGGACCUGCUGCCCCCACAGCCGCCCCUGGCCAGUGUGGUGGCUGGUGGCGGCAGCAGUGGUGGUGGGGGUCCAGGGGCUGCGAUGGGGGAGACCCCAGGCCCUGAGCCGCUCACACUGGACUCGUACUCUGCCCCAGGCCCAGGAGAUGGAGGCACAGCCAGCCUGGUGGGCAGCAACAUGUUCCCCAACCAGUACCGUGAGGCGGCCUUUGGGGGUGGCCUUCUGUCCCCAGGGCCUGAAGCCACGUAGCCCCUUGCGGUGCCAGAAUUGAGGUGCUGGGUGGGGAGGGAGGUGGUGGGGGUGGGGGUAGGGGAGCGUGCAGACCCCAACCAGGGUCCCAGCACCCUCAUCCCCUGGGGCCACCCGUGGUCAAGUCUUCCGACCUCCUGCCCCUUCUGAAUCGGAGGUCUUCCAAGCUAGUGAGGGGCUUCCAAGCCCGGGUUUCCCUCGGAACCCGUUUUAUAAAGAAGGAAACGGGUUCGCAGGGAAAGGGGGCCUGCCACCUGCCCCUCCACGCUGUAUUCUGACAAGAUUGUACAUAUGGUGGGGGCAGCUCUCCCCCACCCCGCCGCGAAGGUGAGGGGGGAGGAGGGGUGCCGGUUGUUUCUUCAGUCUUCCCAAUAAAGAUAGUUUUGGAACC
Molecule: messenger RNA, 2192 nt
Organism: Ochotona curzoniae (black-lipped pika)
Lineage: Eukaryota; Metazoa; Chordata; Mammalia; Lagomorpha; Ochotonidae
Gene: RELB
Product: RELB proto-oncogene, NF-kB subunit
Exons: 12
Coding region: 83-1801 (572 amino acids)
Biological process (GO): response to cytokine; cellular response to stress; regulation of transcription by RNA polymerase II
Cellular component (GO): cytoplasm
Molecular function (GO): DNA-binding transcription factor activity, RNA polymerase II-specific; RNA polymerase II cis-regulatory region sequence-specific DNA binding
Source: RefSeq, a predicted model, not a curated record